Perca fluviatilis (European perch) is the source of this 2462-nucleotide messenger RNA. RefSeq names its product G protein-coupled receptor 63 (gene gpr63). Gene Ontology annotation, biological process: G protein-coupled receptor signaling pathway. The transcript is spliced from 2 exons. The record is from RefSeq and is a predicted model, not a curated record. Gene Ontology annotation, cellular component: membrane. Gene Ontology annotation, molecular function: G protein-coupled receptor activity. Lineage: Eukaryota; Metazoa; Chordata; Actinopteri; Perciformes; Percidae. The coding region runs from base 570 to 1769 and encodes 399 amino acids.
UUGUAACAGUGUGCUGAUUAUUUGGGCUACAUAGGCUGAUACGCUCAGUGAUGGAUGAGGGUCCGCCUACAUAUCACAUCUGUAUGAAGGAAAAUGAUGAAAAGAAGCAUAAUAUUGACUCGCUUUAUAAACAGCGCUGCCUCUCUCGCACUCCCCUGGAAACAAAGCGAGAUUAACCGAACGCAGAUUUGACUUAACUACGACUUAAACUGUGUCUGUAUAACGUUAUAGUGGCGUCGCCGGGCGGCUGUCGCACCGUUAAAACUCCGCAGCUCCAGGGCCUAACGUUACAUACUGAAAAGGCCUGCUCGUCUGGUAGAACAACUGUUUGCUGUCUUGACUACAACGAGGAGGAGACGGCAGUUUUUUGGGGGCGAGGAGAUGCACCAUAUGGAGGACUGAGCUCGAGGCACUUCGCCCGCUACUGAGCGACCGACAUGGGAGAACGAAGCAGGGUCUCACAGCCAUGAGGACGCCGCCAUGUUGCCUUGAGCUGGGGAUACCUGCACCUAUGGCAUCAUGGUUAGCGUGAGCUCAGCAGCAACGAUGCCGGUUCACCCUGGGGAAGAAUGGUUCACUCCACUACUGUUCCCCUUCCAGAGGCAGGGGACACUAACGCCAGUCUCUCCCGCCUCGUUACGGGGCUGCUGAACCUUUCCGAGAGGCCGCCGAUGGAGAACGUCUCCGCGGAGUCGGCCACGCCGACGGCGAAGGCCCCGGCGAGCCUGCGAGGCGUCGGCCUACCGCUGCAGGUCUUCUUCUGCUUCGCCAUGGUCGCCAUCCUGCUUCUGGCCCUGUUGGGAAACAUGGUGGUGUGCUUGAUGGUGUACCAGAGAUCGGCCAUGCGCUCGGCCAUCAACAUCCUCUUGGCGAGCCUGGCGUUUGCGGACAUGAUGCUGGCCAUCCUGAACAUGCCCUUCGCCCUGGUCACCGUCAUGACCACCCAGUGGAUUUUCGGAGACGUUUUCUGUCGAGUUUCGGCCAUGCUCUUCUGGUUCUUUGUGAUGGAGGGCGUGGCCAUACUGCUUAUAAUAAGCAUAGACCGUUUUCUUAUUAUUGUCCAGAAGCAAGAUAAGCUGAGCCCACAGAGAGCUAAAGUGCUCAUAGUGGUCACAUGGGGACUCUCUUUGGUUUUCUGUUUCCCGCUGGCUGUUGGUUCCCCUCCCCUACAGAUCCCUCCCAGGGCCCCUCAGUGUGUGUUUGGCUACAGCGUUGAGCCUGGUUACCACACUUACGUAUUGAUCCUACUGCUAGUCUUCUUCUUCCUACCUUUCAUGGUCAUGCUGUACACGUUUAUGGGGAUCCUGAACACCAUCCGCCACAACGCCAUCCGCAUCCACAGCCACACGGACAGCAUCUGUCUGAGCCAGGCCAGCAAACUGGGCCUGCUGAGCCUCCAGAGGCCCUUCCAAAUGAACAUCGACAUGAGCUUCAAGACCCGUGCCUUCACCACCAUCCUCAUCCUCUUCUCUGUGUUUACAGUGUGCUGGGCGCCUUUCACUGCCUACAGUCUGGUAGCUACCUUCAGUGACGGCUUCUACCACAAAGACAGCUUUUUCCAAAUCAGCACAUGGGUCCUGUGGUUGUGCUACCUCAAGUCAGCCCUCAACCCUCUCAUUUACUACUGGCGGAUCAAGAAGUUCCGCGAUGCCUGCCUCGACCUGAUGCCCAAGUACUUCAAGUUUCUUCCUCAGCUGCCGGGCAACACCAAGAGGCGCAUCCAGCCGAGCGCCGUGUACGUGUGCGGAGAGCAUCGCUCUGUGGUCUGAAGGAAAAGUCCACCCUCAACACUGUUAAAACGCAUCUUUACAUAAUGUACCAUGCAGUUCCGGGCCCGUUUUGUUGUUUGGUGAUAUACUUCUCUCGGCAUGUGUUCAGAACCAAAAAAAACAGCACUGCAUUAUAAAAUAGGCAAGGGGCUGCUGCUGCUACAGGCACCAGAGAGAAAAUGAAAUGCAUCUGGGAGUUUAAAGGCUCUUCAGAUACUGAAGCAUCUGUGCACCAUGGUUUAUGAUAUUAUUAGAUUUUUUUAUACCUCUGUAUUGUUUGAAUUUUUUUUUGUAUUUUUUUUAAAGAUUAUUUUUGGGGGCUUUUCUGCCUUUAAUGGACAGGACAGGUGUGAAAGGGGAGAGGGGGGGACGACCCUGGACCGCUGUGUCGAGGCAUAAACCUCUAAACGUGUGCGCCUGCUCUUCCCACUAAGCCAACCCGGCCACGUUUUAAAUUUUUUUUUGCCAUGCUAGCUGAGCUUCCGUGCGGAAACAGUACAUUCUUGAUCCCUUACUUUAGGAACAUAAACAUUCUUUUCUACAAAAUCCUUCUUUUUUUAUUUUACAAAAGAAGCCAACUUGUCAAGUGUUAAAUCUAAACGGCUAAACAACAACUUUGCCUAAAUAAAAUACAGCUUAAAAUUAGAAAGAUGUUAAAGUAAAAUGGGAUACUAAAUGUCUGUGAUAAAAUAA